AUGAGUGACUCAAGCGAUAUUGAGUCACUCCCACAUUCUUCGGGAAUACAAAACCAACGAGGGUUUAAUAAACUCAAGCAAGUGUUAAGUCAAGUAAUUCCAAAGCGAAAUACAAAGUCUUUCGACUUAGAUUCAACAGAUGCAAUUUUAGUUUUAUUAUUCACAGCAAUAGGAAUGCUUACACGCGUUUUUAGAGUACAAGCACCAAACACAGUUGUAUUUGAUGAAGUUCAUUUUGGAAAUUUCACAAAUUGGUAUUUAAGAGGUCAAUAUUUUCACGAUAUUCAUCCACCAUUAGCUAAAUUAAUCAUGGCAUCAGUUGCUUCUUUUGCUGGAUAUAAAGGAGAUUACAGUUUCGAAAAAUUAAAUGGCCAAAAAUAUCCUUCUAUGACAUACGUCGCUUUAAGACUGACACCAAUAUUUUUUGGUGCAGCAUGCGUUCCGAUGGCGUAUUUAGCAGCUCGUGCAAUGAACUGCGGACAUUUUACAUCUUUUGGAGCGGCAACAUGCAUUGCAUGCGAACUAACAUACAUUAUAGAAGCUCGACAUAUCCUAACAGACUCUAUUUUACAUUUCUUUUCCAUGUUAUCCAUUCUUUCGAUUUAUAUUCACGAUAGAUACGAAAAUUGGGUUUCAUUUCUUUUCAUGUGUACUUCAUUAGGAUUAGUAGCGUCAUGCAAAUAUACUUCUGGAGGAAUUGUCCUCUUAGCUAUUGCAAAACAGUUUUUAUUAAAAGAUGACAUUGAAUUCAAAAUAAUCCGUACUGUAAUUAUUGUUUAUACUGUUGCAUUCGUUCAUUUCGCUAUUUUUGCGAUUCAUUUAUCUUCUUUACCAUAUUAUCCUGAAAAUCCAAACGUUUUGAUUCCGAAAUGCAUCAAUGAAAGUCUUAUAGACAAAAUGAACCCAGAUUGGGAGCUCAGGAACAAAGCAAAGCCAAUGAUUUUCAGAAUAAUAAGUUUAAUACUUUAUAUGCAGUUCUCAAACUUCAAUGUAGGAUAUGGACACCCAUACGCAUCAAAGUGGUACCAAUGGCCGCUAUUUACAGGCCGCUGGGUCCUCUUUUGGACCGAAAAUGGAAAACAUUUAAUUUGCAUGGGGAAUGUCCUUAUUUGGUGGCCAGUUUUCGGAUCGAUAAUAGGUUCUCUUAUUGCAAAGUUCUUCAAUACACUGGAUGCAGAGGGUUUGGACAUGUUAUUAGGUUAUCUUUUCUCUUUUCUUCCAUUUGCAUUAAUUCCAAGGGACUGUUUCCUUUACCACUACGCAAUACCUCUUAUGUUUGGUAUCUACGAGCUUGUAAUUCUUAUAGAAAGGCAGUUUUCACCUGCAUUUACUGGAUUUCUUCUUACUUUGAUAUGCUUUUUAGCAAUAUUCGGUUUCUUCCUUUGGUGUCCAUGGGUUUAUGCUCUAACAACACCAGAUUUUGAAUUUAUGGUUUGGAAUAACAAAUGGAGAUAUUAA
Molecule: messenger RNA, 1458 nt
Organism: Trichomonas vaginalis G3
Lineage: Eukaryota; Parabasalia; Trichomonadida; Trichomonadidae
Product: dolichyl-phosphate-mannose-protein mannosyltransferase protein
Exons: 1
Coding region: 1-1458 (485 amino acids)
Biological process (GO): protein O-linked glycosylation via mannose
Cellular component (GO): membrane
Molecular function (GO): dolichyl-phosphate-mannose-protein mannosyltransferase activity
Source: RefSeq, a predicted model, not a curated record